Messenger RNA from Sycon ciliatum, 291 nucleotides. RefSeq lists its product as uncharacterized. The annotation marks the transcript as partial. The transcript is spliced from 3 exons. NCBI's taxonomy places the organism in Eukaryota, Metazoa, Porifera, Calcarea, Leucosolenida, Sycettidae. The record is from RefSeq and is a predicted model, not a curated record.
CUCGCCAACCACCGCACUCUCUCCCCAACCACCGCUCUCUCUCCCCCUCCCCCUCUCUCUCCCCCUCCCCCUCUCUCUCCCCCUCCCCCUCUCUCUCCCCCUCCCCCUCUCUCCCCAACCACCCCCCCUCCCCCUCUCUCCCCAACCACCGCUCUCUCUCCCCCUCCCCCUCUCUCCCCAACCACCGCUCUCUCUCCCCCUCCCCCUCUCUCCCCAACCACCGUACUUGUAGAUCAAUCCGUCCCUGCUCGUAACAAACGUGAAUGCAAACGGGCAAAGGGCGAACUUUAG